Messenger RNA from Cuscuta campestris, 1063 nucleotides. The record is from the annotation of a GenBank genome assembly. Lineage: Eukaryota; Viridiplantae; Streptophyta; Magnoliopsida; Solanales; Convolvulaceae.
AACAUGGAGGUGUUUCGUUCAAAAGGCAACGAAGGAAUAUGAUGAACUUGAGGUUUACCUAGAUGCACACCAAGUUGAAGUGUUGGCUAACGAGGAAUAAGAAAUGGAGGAAGAGCAAAACCACCAAGCUCAUCACCACCAAGUUCAUCACCAACACCAAGUUGAUGAGGCGGGAUUGUCUAACAUAGCACGAGACACGGAUGAUGAAGAUGACUCUGAGGAUCCGACGUACGUUGUUAAUUCUGAUCAAGAGAGCUCUUCAGAUGAGUCUGAAGUAUCUGGAUGGGUCUCUAUGUACACACCGGACGUGUACACAGAGGAGCCUAUUAACAUUGCUGAACAAGGAAUUCUAGAAUUUCCGAUCCCCAGGCACGUUGAAGAAGUCUCACUACAACCAACGUUCCGUAUCCCUGAAAUUCAGAUUGGAUAUCGGUACGGUGAUUUCAAAAGCCUUCAAUUUGCAGUGGCGCUACGCAAUAUUGCAGAGCAUAGACACUUUCAGACUUCUUCAAAGCGUCGCAAUUAUUGGCUGGCGAAGUGCACGUAUUCGGAACAAUGUCCAUGGCUCAUCCAGGCUGCAGAGGUUGCAUCUGUUUGGACUGUCAAACAGUAUAAAAGUCAACAUUUAUGCAGACCAGACUUUUCGAAAGAGAAGGACGAUAAGCUUAUUACAAGCAAGCUCAUCUCGGGAAUUAUAUUCUCUAAAAUUGCUACAGAUGCUGAUUACAAGGUGAGGUACAUCAUUAAAGAUAUAUACGACUUAUUUCAAGUUUCUGUGUCGUAUAAGAAAUGUUGGUUAACUAAGUCGAAUGCCAUUCAACGACUGUACGGAUCCUGGGAGGAUUCGUAUAACAAGCUAUUGCCUCUAUUAGCAGCGUUGAUUCAAAGCAAUUCUGGGUCAGUGGCCGAAAUACAAAUGCGGCCAACAACAACGCCACAAACUUUUCAAUUCAUGUACGUUUUCUAGUCUUUCAAAGCGUCUAUAGAUGGGUUCAAGUACUGUUUUCCUGUGAUCUCUGUUGAUGGCACCCACUUGUAUGGGAAAUAUAAGAGGGUGUUGUUG